CUCCUCAUCAUCAAGAUUUAUUACGCAAUCUAGUCCUACCAUGAGCAAUUGAGGAGGCAAGAAGCCGAACAAGGCUAUCGGUUCCAAGGGAAAAGGAACAAAAGGCCUGCUUCUGUCUGUUUCGCAUCUGGGAUGCAUACAUACUACUACAAUAAAAAUACUGGAAUAGCGUCUUCGACUCGCUAUUGGGACCAACACACAGCCAUGUCUACAACGUCAACGUAUAUACAAGUGACCGAGCUUGACGAGGAAGACCAGCCGGUGUUCCAUCGCUCGUUCCUUAUUAAAGGUAGCUCCGAUGUCAUUCCACCCUCGCAGUUGGUCCAGCACGUUGUUCCCGAAGCCAAGCAGAGUGUUCUCCUGCUCAAUGGGGUUCGAGAGCAGUACACCCUGGUCGACAACCAUAACAUUCCGUCUAUUUUACACGAUGGGGAGAUCCUCGUCAAGGUGGUUGCCAUUGGCUUGAAUCCGAUCGACUGGAAAGCACCUGCUUUCAACUUUGGUAUUCCGGCUUUACCUUGGAUUAAUGGCCGCGACCUUGCCGGCGUCGUUGUCAAGACCUCUGCUGCCAAUGGUUCGUCUCGCUUGCGCGUCGGGGAUAUUGUUCUUGUCCCAUCUACCGACUAUCGGGAUAUCCGCAAGGCAGCCUUCCAGGAAUAUGCUAUUGCUACACAUUUCAACGCUGCUAGAGUCCCGUCAUCAACGUGUAUCCACGCAUCAGCAUCGUUGGGUGUCGCUUUCGUUGCAGCGGUUCUCGCACUGGGUGUUUCCUUGGGGCUAGAUUUCACCUCGUGCGCCUCGGGGCCAAAUCUCGUGGACGUGCUUGGAAAGAUUAGCCCAGGCGACAUCCCUGAGGAUAUUAGAGAAGAGUGCCUAUUGUCGUCAGCCCAGGGAGAACGGUUGACGAAGGGAGAAUGGAUCGCUGUUUGGGGAGCAUCCACGACCACCGGUUACAUUACCCUCCAGCUUGCCAAAAUGGCUGGUCUGAAGGUCAUCUGCGUGGCCGACGUUGCCCGCCACGGCGCAAAGCUACUCGACGCCGGUGCGGAUCUCCUUGUGGACCGGCACGAUACCAAGCGCGCCGUGGAGAUCAUUAAGGGGGUCACCGGUGGGAAACUUCGGUAUGCCAUGGACAUUGUGGGCAAGGAAACGGCCACCCUGCUGCAGGAAACUCUUGACGUUACAGCCCAUCCCCACCUGCUGGGGCUGACAGGUCUGCCCAAGGAGCGCGACGCUCGGAUCCGAUACCACACCGUUCCCAUUAAGCUGUUUCACACCGCUCCGACAGUUGGGGAGAGCAUGGUAUUGUGGCUGGAAGAACUGUUGCAGUCGGGCACUCUCCGGUUGCCGGAAAUUAUCCGCGCAAAGGGGGGCCUUGGGGGGAUCAACGCGGCAUUGGAGACCCUGCGGCAGGGCACGGCGUCGGGCAAGAGAAUUGUCGUUGGCCUAGAAGAAAAUUCUGAUGCAUAGAAUGUUUUGCCUAUAAGUUACGAUAGAAAUGAUUUUUCAUAAUUAAACAGAUUUACUUAGCAUUAGAUUACUACUAUCUAUCCAAGAUGAACUAUCAAU
This is a messenger RNA of Penicilliopsis zonata CBS 506.65, 1569 nucleotides long. RefSeq lists its product as hypothetical. Bases 205 to 1470 code for a protein of 421 amino acids. NCBI's taxonomy places the organism in Eukaryota, Fungi, Ascomycota, Eurotiomycetes, Eurotiales, Aspergillaceae. The transcript is spliced from 3 exons. The record is from RefSeq and is a predicted model, not a curated record. Gene Ontology annotation, molecular function: oxidoreductase activity, acting on NAD(P)H.